Exophiala spinifera is the source of this 1020-nucleotide messenger RNA. RefSeq lists its product as uncharacterized. The coding region runs from base 1 to 1020 and encodes 339 amino acids. Lineage: Eukaryota; Fungi; Ascomycota; Eurotiomycetes; Chaetothyriales; Herpotrichiellaceae. The transcript has 5 exons. The record is from RefSeq and is a predicted model, not a curated record. Gene Ontology annotation, molecular function: oxidoreductase activity, acting on the CH-OH group of donors, NAD or NADP as acceptor.
AUGACUACUGAAAGACGAAUUCCCAAAGGCGACUGGGUUCUGGUUACGGGGUCCAACGGAUACAUUGGCUCCCAAGUCGUCGACGUCUUGCUCCAGGAGGGAUACAAUGUCCGCGGGAGCGUGCGCGCCGAGAAGCCCUGGCUCAACAAACUAUUCGAUGAGCGCCAUGGCAAGGGCAGGUUCGAGACGGUCAUCGUGCCGUCGUUGAGCGAUGAACAAGCAUUUGACGAGGCCGCCAAAGGCGUCUCCGGCAUCAUCCACGUUGCCUCAGACGUGUCACUGAGCCCAGACCCGGAAGCGGUGAUACCCCCUGUCGUGGCUGGGACGGUUCUCGUCUUGAAGACCGCCGCCAAAUACGCGUCAAUCAAGAGCGUGGUCCUCACGUCAUCUUCAUCGGCCGUAUUGAUUCCUGAACCAAACAAAGAACUGGAGGUUGACGAAGACACCUGGAACGAUGCUACCGUUGCAGCGGCCUACAGCAAAGACACCCCGGAGUCGUUCAAACCAUACAUCGUCUAUGCUGCGUCCAAGACCGAAGGCGAGCGUGCAGGCUGGAAAUGGUACAACGAGAACAAGCCCCAUUUUGUCUUCAACACAGUGGUGCCAAACAUGAACUUGGGAACAAUCUUGUCUCCAGAAAUCCCCGGCAGCACUAUGGGCUGGACUCGCAAGUUGCUCGAGGGCGAGGACGCUACGUUCAAGAUGCUUCCUCCACAAUGGUUUAUCGAUGUCGUGGACGACGCCCGCUUGCACGUGGCAGCGCUGCUCGAUCCCAAGGUCCAGUCGCAGCGAAUCUUUGCCUUUGCAGAGCCAUACAACUAUACGGAUGUCCUAACCAUCUUGCGCAAGUUGCGACCAAACAACACCAAGCUACCUUCUCCUCCAGAGAACGAGGGCCGGGACUUGACAAUCAUCAAGCCGAGAGCAAAGGCGGAGCAGCUCCUCAAGGAUUUCUUCAACGUGCCCGGUUGGACAAAGCUGGAGGAUAGUCUAGCGGCAGGGAUUGAAGGCUUUGAGUGA